UGAAAGUACCACUUUUCAGCGAUGUUUGCGUUUUUCUUUGCCUUUGUAUAUGUGUUUUUGAUUGUCUCAAGGAAUCAAUUUAGGCCUUUAGGGGCUUUUUUGUUUGUCAUUUGUUAGUUUUUAAUAUUUUGGCUGAGAACAAAUUUUGGGUUUUGGUUUUCCAGUUUGUUUUUCCUUUGGAUCCAUGGUUGAUUGGAAUUUGUCUUGAUUUUUAGGUACUUUAGUUGCUGUCUUGCUCUCAUUUUGGUUUCAAAAUAGAGUUUUAUGUUGAUUGAAGGAGCUGUUUAAGGAACAUUGAGUUUGUCUUAUCUCAUAGUAUUCAUCGGCUCGUUUAUCUUUUUAUGGAAUUCUGUUGUUCAAUCAAAGAAUUCUGAGGCUAUGAUGGAUUAAAUUUAGAAUUUGAUGGAGUUCAAAUUGGCAAUCACAGUGACCAUUCUUGUUAGCGACAUGAAUUCUAUGUGUUUUGUUGCCUGCUGGUAUGGAGGUCAGAAGAUCUGUGCUACUCAUUAUCGUUGGAUAGUUAGUUUGUGUUUGGCUUUCUCGAUGGAGGCUCAUAAGAGAAUUGCAGCUGAAAUGUGGAUGCCAUUGGUAGAUACAUAGUACUAUCUUGUUAUUAGUGAACUAGUUUUGUUAGAAACAUUUCAUUGCUCUUCAAUGACAUUGUUAGAAUAGGGAGACUUGAAUUCCACUCUCUUUUAUAUUCUAGAUGAAUUUGAAUAAUUAGAACUGAUUAGAAAAUAGUGAAUUGUAUAAAAGUAUUAAAGGCAAACACAAGUGAGCAAGGAAGAGGAAGAAUAACUUAUUUAGCUCCAUUUGCAUUACUCAUUACACAUUCUCUGCAAGUUUAGCAAUGGGGUUGCCACAAGUUUCCUCAGAUGAUAGUGCUGAGGAAGGUGAAGCUGCAUCUGUUGGUUCAUUUUUGCAAAACCCGCCACGGUUUGCGGGUGUCAGCACCUGUGAUUUAGAUGGAAUGCAGAGAGGAAGUUUUAGCCAGCCUAUUGGGGAUUCCUUGUGUUCUUCACUAGGAGAUUUUCAAAGGAAAGUUUCUUUGGAGCUUUCAAAGUUUUCAGAUGAUUCUAUCAAAUUUGGAGGGAAAAUGAAUGCUUCAUCCAAUGUUCAUCAAUUGAAGAUUGGCUCUGCCAAUGUUGUUGGAUCAUUUGCCACUCCUAGAAGUGGACAGAAAGUCCACAACCCUGUUUCUAGGAUUGUGGGUUUUGAUUCACAUGGCACAAGUAAGGUAGUGGAGGGAGUUUCUAGUGAUCCUGUUCAUUCUUCUCCCGUUGGCGUCGGAGCUAAUGAAACAGAGUCUAGUGGGUCAGUAGUUAGGAAGCGACUAUUAUCACCAUUAAAUAGCAUACUUUUCUCAGAUCAAUUUAAGGAUGACCCUCUGGACAUUAGCUACAGCGGCACUCAAGUAAACUCCUCUUCCUUAGCUGAUAAGCAUAGGGUUUCUGUCUCACAAGACAAUAAGAAAGCAAAUAUUGGCAGCAAAAUGAAUUUCACAGCAUCAUCCUGGUCCUUGUCAAGCUGCUUGGAACAUGGAAACAUCCCAUAUGACAAAGCUGGAACUGCAUCUGUAUUUUUUACAGAUGGUCCUUUACUGGAAAACAAGGAACCACACCAUUCUCAUAAAUUUUCCUAUUCUCCUGGGCUUGAUCAAUUCCGAGAAUCAAGUGAGUUGAGAUGCCGAAGUGGAGUAAUAUCUAUAACCCCCCAAAUGGCUACCUCACCUCCUGUUUCUUUAUCACCAUUGGGUCCAAAGUUCAGUGAGAGGAUGACAGCUGCAGGAGGAUGCAAGAAUCUUAAAAAGGAUAUGAAUGAUUGUUGUUCAACCCCAAAGAAUACAGAACAAUCAGUUGAAAGGUUUGACUCUGGUAUUAUACUUGUCCCUGAAGAAGAGGAGUUUGAGAUUUCAAGCAGCUCAUUUGAAGAUAUUGGUUUUUUGCACAAAGAAUUUCGCCCUUCUUCUCUGGAAGGUGCUGCUGAAUUAGGCUGGCCCUUGUCUCAAGAACCUGCCCCCAUAUCUUCAUGUAUCAGAUUCGUCAAAGGUUUGAGUGGACUUCCUAUUAGGAGGUCCUUGGUUGGUUCAUUUGAAGAGUCGCUAUUGUCUGGAAGGUUCAUUUCUGGAAAACUCAGUCAGAGGAUUGAUGGUUUUCUAGCUGCUCUAAGCAUAACUGGAGGGACCUUCUCACCGCAAUCACAGAAACUUCCAUUCUCGGUAACCAGUGUGGAUGGAGAUUGUUUUUUACUGUAUUAUGCAUCAAUAGAUCUUUCAAGGGAUUCAUUGUCAAAUAAAUGCCAAGAUCAGAAGUUGAAAAGAGGCCUUAGCAAUGAUGAAUUGCAACCUGUAAGAAGCCGGUUGCGUAUUCCUAUGAAAGGGCGCAUACAAUUGGUUCUUAGCAAUCCAGAGAAAACACCUCUUCACACUUUCCUUUGCAACUAUGAUUUGAGUGACAUGCCAGCUGGCACCAAGACAUUCGUGCGCCAGAAGAUUACCUUAGCAUCUUCUACUCCAAAUGCUGCUGAGCUGAAACGGGGGCAUAUAAGUUUUAACGCCAAAGUCCAGAACAAGGUGAGGCCAACGUCACAGAAAAAUUCUCCUUUACCCUACAACAGAGACAGGAUGGAUGGUAGUGAAGUUAAAGGCAGUGAAGGCUUGGAUUUACCAGAAUCAAUACAAAUGACUGGCUGCGACAAUGGCCAGUGCAAGGAGUACACCUGCACUGAUGCAAGUCAGAAAACUGACCGGAAACUUUCCCAUGGUUGUGCUAAGAUCAAUGAAAAUACUAAUGGUGCUGGUUCACUGCGAUAUGCUCUUCAUCUCCGAUUUUUAUGCCCUUCCCCCAAAAAAUGUUCGAAGUCAUUUCAGAGAUGUAAAUCUGAUCCGGGGUCAGUGCCACAAAAGACAGGCCUUGACAGGGAUGGUGAUAGGAGAUUCUAUCUAUACAACGACUUGAGAGUAGUGUUCCCUCAACGCCAUUCGGAUGCUGAUGAGGGCAAGUUGAACGUGGAAUACCAUUAUCCAGAAGAUCCAAGAUACUUCGAUAUCAGCAACUGAAACAUCUAAUUUACUUCACAAAAGCAUGCUUUCUUUUGCUGACUUUGUACGUAGUCAUCACAUGUUUCAUUUCAGUCAUCUCAUCUCGAAAUGGCACUAACCCUCAUGAUCAACCUGUAUAUAUACCUUUAUUCUCAAAUAAUUUGAUGGAUUAAGCAUUGUUGUUGAAAA
Molecule: messenger RNA, 3229 nt
Organism: Durio zibethinus
Lineage: Eukaryota; Viridiplantae; Streptophyta; Magnoliopsida; Malvales; Malvaceae
Source: RefSeq, a predicted model, not a curated record